Misgurnus anguillicaudatus (oriental weatherfish) is the source of this 3068-nucleotide messenger RNA. NCBI's taxonomy places the organism in Eukaryota, Metazoa, Chordata, Actinopteri, Cypriniformes, Cobitidae. The record is from RefSeq and is a predicted model, not a curated record.
AACUAAUGAUAACGUUGCUCUGCCCAACUAUGUGAUACAAGAAGCAUGGGAGACCUACAGCCUCCAAAGUGAAUCUCAGGGUGUAACAGGAAUGUCCCGUGGGCUUUGUGAAGGGUCUAGCCUGGACAACAUUGCAUUGGGUGGUGGAAGUGAGCUUCAAGGAGACACCCCACCAAAAAAAUCCCUAACGUCUUCUCCCAGGCAUUGGGCUCCUCCCAAGGGCUUCUGGAAAGUCUCCCGACCAGAAACAUUAUUGCUGAAUGCAGAUAGUUCUCUCACACUGGCGGCUCCAAAGGAUGCACCACCUACAAAUGAGGUGGAUUCUAAACAAAAGCGAAAGCUAAAAGCAGUAAAUGCAAUGGUUCACAAAGAGCUACAAAGGUCUGACAGCUUGGAAAGUGCUUUUCAUAGGUCUCUCCAAACAAAAGAAACUAGUAUGACAGAUCAAGUUGGUGGGCUGUGGAAGGCAGACAGUUGGGAAACAGGUAUGCUCCAGAGGAGUGAUGAACAAGAGAUACCUCAACCAAUACAAAGUGAAAGCCAUUGAGAUCCCAACAUCCAUGCGUCCAGGUGGACAGUAUAAACCACCAUUGGAGCUGAACAAAGAUUUAUCUUCUUACAAAGUAGGUGAUAGGAAUUCAGAAAUUAUCCCAAAGGAGCCUGUGUUUAAUUAUAGACCCCUGUUUGCCAGCACAGAAGUAACUCUCAGUCCACGUCAUGAGCAAGCCAAGCGUCUGUUAGAAAGAGCUCGAUUGAAAGCACGAUCGCAAAAUACUAAAAGUGAAAACUCCACCUGCCCUGCUCAAAGAGAGGACCCGGAGCUCUUGCACAGUACUGUUAUUGUCACGGCUCAGCAGCAGGACAUCAGAGGCAGGAACCAUGAAUGUGUGGUGCGUUCACGUCGAUGUGGACAGUCACCCACAAGAGUACGAUUUGAAGACGAAUCAGAAAAAGAGGCUGAACGGCGAUACUUAGAGCGAGUGCGCCAACGUGGACCUGUGGUGGUUGACAAAUCUCACUCCGUCCUUGAACCUGAGGAAAGCAGGGCGAGUGCAAUAAAUUGGGUAAAUGUUGGUAUCCCUCUGGCUAUAUUGACCAAAGAGGGAGAGUGUGUGGCCACCAUGGUUCCAAAAGAAGAAAUUGUUAGGGCGUGUGGAGCCUGUGGAAGCAUUUUGGGCCCUGCACAGACCAACGACUCUUCUUCAACUCAUAGUGGCACGGAUCGGGGUACUGCAGCUCCUCGAUGGGUCAGCCCUGGUCAUGAAACCAUCUCUGACACCAUUAUGAAAGGCAUUACUUUGACUAGAGGUCCCAGUCUGGAUGAAAGUGGGGGAAAAGAAGGGGUUGGCGGUGCGGGUGAGAACAUGUCAGCUUUCGGAAAGCUCAGGAGGAGGAGCAGAAAAGGGGAGAGCAGAAUUGAAACAGGUCAUGGUCCAUACGCUCGUAGUCAGGAUUUAUGGGCUCAAAGAAGAAACUCCAAAACCAGGUCUAGUCUGGAGGAUCAAACUACUCGUUCUAAAGUUACGAAUAGGCCUGAACAAGGUGUCAAGUUUGCUGCGGAAACCUCGUCUGAGCAUGAGACUAAUGUCCAAGAUUCUCCUUUCCAACUUCCUAUCAAAUCAGCACUAAAAUCAAGGAGCAAGCAGACAGGGCAACGAGUGGUUAAGCUAAUGCCAUCGGUUCAGUACCGCUUAAUUCACCUUGACGCCCAACUGGAUGGAGGAUCUCACCACGAAAACAUUCAACCUGAAUGCGUCACUUUUAGUGCCUCUUCACAGGUGCUACCAGUCACCCCAGGACUGACUUCUAAUAACAGAUCGUCCUCUCUCAGGUAUUCUUCAGCUAUGCUGACCACAGACCUUCAGGGUUUAACAAUAUGGGACACUGCAACAGACACUGUCACUGGUCAUUUAGCAAGUGAUGGUGUCUACAAAGAUCCCAGAUGCAUUUCCACACCCUCUGUUUCCUCAGAAUGUCACCCAGCUUUGAGAGCUACGACCAAAGCAGAUGACCUGAGGGCAGAACUGCUGAGAUCAGAGCACCGAAAAUUUGAAAUGCAGUGUGAUGACAAUUUAGCUCUGUCUAGGAGAGCAGGGGAGCGGGAAGGAAGGCCCAAGUUGUCUCUUCGUCGCUUCUUCUCAGCUAUGGGACUAAACAGCGUGGGUAAGCUGGUGAAAGGCAGUCGUUCCAACAGCAUGGAGCACCUGUGUUCCCCCACUGCCCGCUACAGUUCUGCCUCCUCCAGUCCUUCACACAGAGGCCUGGUCUCUCUGCAGAGAACCCCUUCUCUUCAAUCUCUCCACACACAGUCUCCUUUGGCUCAAUUGCGCAAAGUCUCUUCUGUCCAAAGUCUACAGUCCCCAAAAAGGAAGUUUGAACGUUCCACUAUACUAGGAGAGUUACCACUGCCUAUGAGUUUGGCACCCAGGGAGCUACAGAAGGAGGAGAGGAUAAAAGAGGCACUAGAGGAUUCUCAAGGUCCAAUAGGACGGUUGGUCCAUGCUCUUCCUGAUGGAACAUUGCUCAUAGAGCUUAUCAGACCGGUGAACGCACCCUUUGGCUUUGUCAUCUCUAGGGGUAAAGGAAGACCAGACUCAGGUAUAUAUGUGGAACGGGUUGGAGAUAGUCCAACUGAAAACAUCUACACUGGACUGUUGGGUGUUGGAGAUGAGAUUCUAGAAGUGAAUGGAGAAACCAUUGCUGGAAUGACUUUAGAUCAGGUCACACGCCUAAUGACCCGUGAAAGCAAAGCCAAGAUACGGAUCCGUCCAAAUUCCUGGAUUAAGCACUGAUGCACAAGGAGCAAAUUACAUAUGUAGGAGAUUUAUAGAAAUUAGGAUUUUUUAAACACUGCAUAGACAGGAUGACUUUUGCUCAGUAUAUUUCCUGUUGUGGGCAGUAAGAAUGUAGAAUAUGCAAUGUAUUGUUUACAGAAAAACUAAAUUAAACCUGGUUGAUUUGAACAUACUUGAUAUUCCUCCCAUUGUUGAUAAGUUUAAUAAGUUAUGUUGACAGACAAAAAAAAAACCAUUCAGUCGGACAGACUGAUCAAUCAUAAAUAGCAGUGG